Rotaria socialis is the source of this 495-nucleotide messenger RNA. Lineage: Eukaryota; Metazoa; Rotifera; Eurotatoria; Philodinida; Philodinidae. The record is from the annotation of a GenBank genome assembly.
AUGGGCGGCGUUGAUCUGCUUGAUAUGCGAACAUCUUUAUAUCGAAUAAAUAUUCGUUCCGUCAAAUAUUACAUGAAGAUUAUUUCCCAUCUUAUUGAUCUUUCAUUGGUUAAUGCAUGGUUGCUAUAUCGCCGUUAUUGUUCUCAAAAUCAAAUUCAAAAGAAAGACGUGCUAUCUUUAUUAACGUUUCGAAUUGAUGUAGCAAAAUCAUUACUUCAAUCAAGUCCAUCACCACGACCAGUGCAACGUGGACGUCCAUCUUUACAGAAUAUAUCAAAUCAAAACAAUACAACAACAGUUGUAAGAACUGCACCGGUUCCAGUUUCACCAACCAGUACUAGAAUCGACAAGUUUGAUCAUUGGCCGGUGUCGACAACAAAAGGUCGCUGUAGAAAUGGUCGAUGCUUGGGAUAUUCAAGAGUAUCUUGUACAAAAUGCAAAGUGCGCUUAUGUUUGAAUGAAAAUAAAAACUGUUUUAAAGACUAUCAUCAUUAA